Molecule: messenger RNA, 2736 nt
Organism: Brachypodium distachyon (stiff brome)
Lineage: Eukaryota; Viridiplantae; Streptophyta; Magnoliopsida; Poales; Poaceae
Product: pre-rRNA-processing protein TSR1 homolog
Exons: 21
Coding region: 104-2464 (786 amino acids)
Biological process (GO): ribosome biogenesis; maturation of SSU-rRNA from tricistronic rRNA transcript (SSU-rRNA, 5.8S rRNA, LSU-rRNA); endonucleolytic cleavage of tricistronic rRNA transcript (SSU-rRNA, 5.8S rRNA, LSU-rRNA)
Cellular component (GO): nucleus; preribosome, small subunit precursor
Molecular function (GO): GTP binding; GTPase activity; U3 snoRNA binding
Source: RefSeq, a predicted model, not a curated record
CGGGACGGACAAAGGUUCAGACCGAGCUACGGUUUCUUCCGUGCCACCUGCACAAAGCCCUAAACCCACACGCGUACCUUCCUGCCCCGCCGCCGCCGGCGAGAUGGGCGGCGCGCGCUCGCAGGUAAACAAGGCGCACAAGACUCGCUUCGCCUCCAAGGCCUCCCGCCAUUCGCACAAGAUCGAUAAGGCUAGGAGCGGGAAGCCGGAGAGUAGCCACCGCGCCGCCGUCAAGGGCGCUCGUGCCGCGCGCGUCCAACGGAGCAAGGCGAUCCGUGAUCAGAAACGUGCUGCCUUGCUAAAGGAGAAACGGUCAAUUGUUGGAUCUUCAAGUGCACCCCGUGUCAUUGUUCUUUGUGGUCUUUCGUCAUCUGCACAUGUUAGACCACUUGCCGAAGAUCUGCUGAUGUUUGCGGCAGGAGGGGAUGAGCACUUGACAUCCAACACUGUUGCCUCUUCCACUUAUAAACUUCGAACCACGGUACUGCAAGCACCAUAUGGUGAUCUUACCUCAUGCAUGGAACUGGCAAAGGUUGCUGAUUUGCUAGCUUUCGUAGUAUCAGCAAAUUCAUUGUACGUUGGAGAUUCAAGCAGCCCAAUUGAUGAGUUUGGAUCACAAUGCCUAUCUGUUUUUCGAGCCAUGGGCCUACCUAGUACAGCUGUUUUCAUUCGAGAUCUCCCAUCCGACACCAAAAGUAGGCAGGAAUUGAAGAAAGCAACAGUCUCUUUCCUAUCCCCAGAGCUGCCUGAGGAUACCAAGUUCUAUGCAGCAGAAACUAAGGAUGAUCUGCAUAAGUUCAUGUGGCUUUUCAAGGAGCAACACCUUUCAUCACCACAUUGGAGAAACCAGAGACCUUAUGUUAUGUCUGAGGAGGCUUCCAUAAAACCUGGAGACAGUAUUGGAUUGUGCACCUUGAUUGUGUCUGGGUAUUUGCGGGCCCACAAUCUUUCGGUGAAUCAGCUGGUCCAUGUGUCAGGUGCUGGUGAUUUUCAGUUAGGAGAAAUUGAUAUCCUCAAGGAUCCAUUUCCUGUUAGUGAAAGGAAAAAAAUUGAUGCUAUGGAUUCCGAUGAUAAUCAAAUUCAGAUUGUUGACACCUUUGUUCCAGAUCCUUUGAAUCAGGAACCUUUACUUGUUGAAAAUAUCUCUGAUCCUCUUGCAGGAGAGCAGACUUGGCCAACGGAAGCCGAGAUGGAAGAAGCCCAUGAAAACAAUAAACAGAGAAAACUAGUAAAGAGACUUCUUCCUCGGGGCACUUCAGAAUACCAGGCUGCUUGGAUUGUUGAUGAUACAGAUGAUGAAGGCAAUGAUUCUGAGGAUGACAACCCGGAUGGUGCUGGAAUGGUAAUUGAUGAGAAAGAUCGGUCAGAAUAUGGCAGUGAUGGUUCAGAUAUGGAUGCAGUAUCUCACUGCAGGGAGAAGUUUGAUGAAGAAACUAUUGGGGGUACUGAGAUGGGAGAUGAUGAAAAUCUGACCAAUGAGCAGAUACAGGCAGAGAUUAAGAAAAUCAAAGAAUCUAAUGCUGAAGAUGAAGAAUUUCCUGAUGAGGUGGAAACACCCUUAGAUGUCCCGGCAAAAAAACGUUUUGCAAAAUACAGAGGACUAAAGUCAUUUAGGACAUCAUCCUGGGACCCUAAGGAAUCUUUGCCACCUGAAUAUGCAAAAAUAUUUGCAUUCGAUAACUUUGCACGAACUCAAAAGCAUGUCCUUGCUAAAACUGCUGAGCUAGAUAGAGGAAGCUCAAAGGAUUGUGCUCAAAUAGGAUCAUAUGUGAUGCUUCACGUGAAAAAUGUCCCUACAGAUGUUGCCUCCAAACUUUGCCAUCCGUCAAGAGGAUUACCUGUGGUUGUUUCUGGUCUUCUUCAACAUGAGUCAAAAAUUUCAGUUCUUCAUUUCAGCAUAAAGAAGCAUGACUCCUAUGAAGCUCCUGUCAAAUGUAAGGAACAUCUUACUUUUAAUGUUGGAUUCCGGCAGUUUACAGCAAGACCACUAUUUUCUUCCGACAACAUCAAUUGCAAUAAGCAUAAGAUGGAGAGAUUUCUACACCAUGGGCGGUUUUCUAUUGCCUCCGUCUAUGCUCCAAUAACUUUUCCACCGGCUCCUCUAAUAGUUUUGAAGAAUAGAGAUGGGGAGCAACCUGCCAUUGCUGCUGUAGGUUCACUAAAAACUGUGGAUCCUGACCAGGUUAUUCUCAAAAAAAUAGUUUUGACUGGGUAUCCUCAGAGAGUCUCAAAACUUAAAGCAAUAGUGAGAUACAUGUUCCAUAGUCCUGAAGACGUCAGAUGGUUCAAGCCUGUUGAGCUGUGGACCAAACAUGGCCGACGUGGCCGAAUCAAAGAGACUGUCGGCACCCAUGGCUCUAUGAAAUGCAUAUUCAACAGCAGCGUUCAGCAGCAUGACACCGUAUGCAUGAGCUUGUACAAACGAGCUUACCCGAAAUGGCCAGAACAGCUCUACCAGAUCUAAGAGUACCUCUUAUACACUUGCAUACCAGAUCUAAUAUUAUGUGAAGUUUCACUAGCAGGGGAAUGGCGGCGCAUGCUGCUUAAUGCAACUCAUGCAUUUGCUCCCAUAGAAGACUCAAUUAGUGGUGGUGAUGUUACAUCUAGACCGUGUCAUUUUUUAUGUCACAUCUAGACAGUCAUUUUUGUGUGUAUCACUUGUUGAUUUGUCACAAAUUAUGAGAUGAGAAUGAAGAUGGAUUAUAUGAUCUAUGAUAAAACAUUAUCUUUUAAAUC